This is a messenger RNA of Melopsittacus undulatus (budgerigar), 1666 nucleotides long. RefSeq names its product WD repeat and SOCS box containing 1 (gene WSB1). The transcript has 9 exons. Gene Ontology annotation, molecular function: protein binding. The record is from RefSeq and is a predicted model, not a curated record. The coding region runs from base 96 to 1361 and encodes 421 amino acids. NCBI's taxonomy places the organism in Eukaryota, Metazoa, Chordata, Aves, Psittaciformes, Psittaculidae. Gene Ontology annotation, biological process: protein polyubiquitination; intracellular signal transduction.
CGCCGCCGCCAUUUUGUGCCAGUGCCCGCGUCCCGGUGAGCGCGGUCCGUGUCGCUCCGUUGCCGGUGCCGAGGCGAGCGCAGGCGGCCCCGUAGAUGGCCAGCUUUCCCCCGAGGGUUAACGAGAAGCUCAUCGCACGAUCACGCACCGUGGGAGAACUCCUGGCUCCAACUUCUCCCUUUGACAAGAAGUGUGGACGUGAAAACUGGACCGUGGCGUUUGCUCCGGAUGGAUCCUACUUUGCUUGGUCACAAGGGCACCGCGUGGUGAAGCUGGUCCCCUGGUCUCAGUGCCUUAGGAACUUCUUGGUGCACGGCACAAAGAAUGCUGCCAACUCUCUCGGCACAAGACUUCCAAGGCAGAACAGUGACAGUGCUCAGAAAAACAAACCCUGUGAGCAUAUCAUAGACUGUGGAGACAUCGUGUGGAGUCUGGCUUUUGGCUCCUCGGUGCCGGAGAAGCAGAGCCGCUGCGUGAACAUCGAAUGGCACCGCUUCAAGUUCGGGCAGGACCAGCUCCUCCUGGCCACAGGCUUGAACAACGGGCGCAUCAAGAUAUGGGAUGUAUACACAGGAAAACUCCUCCUUAACUUGAUGGACCAUACAGAAGUUGUUCGAGAUUUAACCUUUGCCCCAGACGGCAGCCUGAUUUUAGUGUCUGCAUCCAGAGACAAAACACUGCGAGUGUGGGACCUGAAAGAUGAUGGAAACAUGAUGAAAGUGUUGAGAGGACAUCAGAACUGGGUAUACGGUUGUGCAUUCUCUCCAGACUCCUCCAUCCUCUGUUCAGUCGGAGCUAGUAAAGCAGUUUUUCUCUGGGAUAUGGAUAAAUACUCCAUGAUACGGAAACUUGAAGGACAUCACAAUGAUGUUGUAGCUUGUGAGUUCUCUCCUGAUGGAGCUUUACUGGCUACUGCAUCUUAUGAUACCCGAGUCUAUGUCUGGGAUCCACAUACUGGAGUUAUUCUUAUGGAAUUUGGGCAUCUGUUUCCUCCUCCUACUCCAAUAUUUGCUGGAGGUGCAAAUGACCGGUGGGUCAGAUCAGUAUCUUUUAGUCACGAUGGACUACACAUUGCAAGUCUGGCUGAUGAUAAAAUGGUAAGAUUCUGGAGAAUUGAUGAAGAAUAUCCUGUACAAGUUGCACCUCUGAACAAUGGGCUCUGCUGUACUUUUUCUACUGAUGGCAGUGUUCUAGCUGCAGGGACACAGGAUGGCAGCGUGUAUUUCUGGGCAACUCCAAGACAAGUUUCCAGUCUCCAGCAUCUGUGUCGCAUGGCAAUUCGCAGAGUGAUGCCCACCCCCCAGGUCAAGAACUUGCCCCUCCCAUCCAAGGUGGUGGAGUUCCUUUGUUACCAGAUCUGAAUCAUUAAAAUCAAACGGGCGGGAGGCCUGGCUGCUGAAACUGGCUGAAGACAUUGAAGAGGCCUCAGACUUUACAGCCUUCAAGCUUAAAACUCCACAGGUUUUCAAGAGCUAUUUAAAGUGAUACCUAAAUCCUAUUUUGUCAAAAUGCCUGACAGGUAAAUUUUUACUAUUUAUAGAAAACACAGUAGAAGUAUUCCUGGUGUUCUCAAUUUUCUAAACUGUAACUGUGAAAACAUGUACAUAUAUAGACAUAAGCUGCUACAUGUUAGCAAUGUACCUUUAAAAAUUGCUUUUGAUUUUAA